CAACGAGUUUUACAACAAAUAGAAUGUUAAACUAAUUAUAAACAAUUUUUAGAUAAUUGUAAUUUAGAUAAAAUAAAUUUUAUUUAGUUAUUUCGUGUUCAUUAAUUGGUUUUAUAAUGAAAUCUGCAAAUAUAAAACCACCUGUUGCAACACGAAAGCAUGGAAACCGGGCAAAAUGCGACAAUGAUACAUCUAAAGAGCCUGUUAGAGUUUUUUGCCGUUUAAGACCAAUAGUUCACUCUAAUGAUGUAUCUUGUAUGAAAAUUAUUUCUGAUACAGCCUUGGUUAUUACUCCAUCAGAAUCAAUAACGAAUGUUCGUAAUGUAAACAAAGCUAUUCAAACGUGUUUUAGUCACGUUUUUGGUCCCAAUACUUCUCAAAGAGAAGUAUUUAAUAUUGUAGCUUUGCCACUUGUUGAAAAUCUUCUUAAUGGCAAAAAUAGUUUACUCUUCACAUAUGGAGUAACUGGAAGUGGUAAAACUUAUACUAUGUCUGGUACACAUGAUGCAGGUAUCAUGCCUCGUAGUUUAGAUGUUAUUUUUAACAGUAUAGCAAAUUGUCAAACAAAGAAAUUUGUUUUUAAACCUGAUAAAUUAAAUGGUUUUGAUAUACAAAGUGAAGCUGAUGCAUUGUUAGAUAGACAAAAUGAACUUCAAAGAUUCGUUACUUUUUACAAUGGAAAAACUUCUAAAAUAUGUAAAAUAGAUGGAAAUAAUUUUAGCAAUGAAAAUAUCUUAAAUUUAAGUAAUGAAUCUCAAACAUUAGUUAUUGAUGAAGAUAAUGCAUAUGCAGUUUUUGUAACAUAUAUUGAAAUUUAUAAUAACAGUGUAUAUGAUUUAUUAGAUGAGAAUGAAGGGAAGACAAAAACUUUACAGAGUAAAAUUAUACGUGAAGAUGGAAAUAGAAAUAUGUAUGUUCAUGGAUGUACAGAAAUAGAAGUAAAAAGUUCAGAAGAAGCAUUUGAAAUAUUUCAACGUGGUCAAUGUAAAAGACAUAUUGCAUAUACUAAUCUUAAUGCAGAAUCAAGUAGAUCUCACAGUGUUUUUACUAUAAGACUUGUUCAGGCACCACUAGAUAAGGAUGGUGAACAAAUUGUUCAAAAUAAACAAGUAAUUUGUAUUAGUCAAUUAUCUUUAGUAGAUUUAGCUGGAAGUGAACGUACAAAUCGCUCGAAAAAUACUGGACAAAGACUCAGAGAAGCAGGAAAUAUAAAUAAUUCGCUAAUGACACUGCGUACUUGUUUGGAAAUACUUCGUGAAAAUCAAACUCAAGGUACAAAUAAAAUAGUCCCUUAUCGAGAUUCUAAAAUAACACAUUUAUUUAAAAAUUAUUUUGACGGAGAAGGAAAUGUUAGAAUGAUCAUUUGCGUUAAUCCUAGUGUCGAUGAUUAUGAUGAAACUAUUCAAGUAUUAAAGUUUGCUGAAGUUAGUCAAGAAGUACAAGUUACAAAUUCUACAACUUCAAAAUUAGAUUUAGGAUAUGCACCUGGUAGAAGACAAGCUAAUAAAAUAUUUAAAGAAGCAAGAAAUAGAUUAGAAAGUGCUGGUCAUCCUAUUGCAGCUGAUUUAGAAGUUGAUUUGGGUUUAGUAUAUAGUCUUGGAGGACCAUUUCCAGAAAUGGAUAUAACAAAUCCACAUAAUGAUGAAAUAAUCACUACACUUAUGCGUUUCUUAGAAUUGCGUAUUCAAAAACGAAAUAUUUUGCAAGAAGAUCUGAAACAGAAACAAACCAAUUUUAGAAAUAUGCUAGUAAAAAUGGAACGGGAAAAUGUAUCAUUAAAAAUUGAAAAUUCUACAUUGAAAGCAUCAAAUGAUCAACGACAAAAAAAAAUAUCUGCUUUGGAAGCUCAUAUUUGUAAAACAGAAGCACAAAUUGAUACUUUAUUAUACAGAUUAAAUAGUGCAAAUGACAUAAUCAGACAUAUGAAGCAAGAAUUACAAAACAAAAAUAUGUUAUUGAAUCAACGUGCAAUAGACAAGCAAAAAGUAAAAGAAAAAUAUAGUAAUAAAAUUCAAGCAGAAACUGAUAAAAUGAGUAAAGAAUUAGAAAGCAAACUUCGCAGACAACGUGAAAUUCUUCAGAAUCAAGUGAAAGAAAAAGAAGAUAAAUUGAAAUUAAUGAAACAGAUAUUAAUAAGUGAUGAUGAAAUAGAUACAAAAAAUAAAUUAGAAUGUAAAGAAAGAAUUCAAAUACAAAAUGAAAUUGAAAUACCUACAACAUCAAAAAUCAUUACAACUACUCCAAGUAGUAUUUCAGAAGCUACACUUUCUACAACUACACCAAAAAUUAUGACAAAAGCUGUUUCAACGGUUAAAUUUGAUGAUUAUAAUAACCGAUUAAGUAGAAAAGAUAGAAUACCAGUAGUAAAUCUACAUUAUAGAAGAUCACAAAGUGCAGAGAGAUGGAUUGAUCAUCGACCUCCUGGAUUAGUUCCGGUUGGUACCAUUUUUCAACCAGUUAUUCGAAAUAAACGAAGUAUCACACAAUUAACAGAUCCGAAAGAUAUUACAAACAAAGCAUCCAGAUAUUGCCUUGUCGCACAGGAACAAGAUACAGAUGGUGAACUUGAAACUAAAUUAUACAAAGGAGAUAUAUUACCAACUAGUGGAGGAGGAGCUCAAGUGGUAUUUAAUGAUAUGGAACAUUUGAAACAAGUUUCAUUGCUUGCAAGAAGAAAACGUAGUAGUUAUUUGAGCCCCGAAAAAAAUUCUACUUCUCAAAAAAGUUAUUGUGAUUCAGAAGAAAACAAUUCAAAAAAACCUCGCGUAUAAUUUAUUAAAAAAAUUUUUGUAUUUUAUUGUUUUAUUUUCAAAUAUCUGACAAAUCAAAUAAGAUAUAUAGAUAAUGCAGAUAUAAAAACCAAAGAUGUGAAGAAAUAAAAUUUUCUUCAAUUUUUUUAUGCAAUAACUAAAGUACAAAUAAGUUAUAAGUAUAU
Messenger RNA from Apis laboriosa (Himalayan honeybee), 2935 nucleotides. Its product is annotated as kinesin-like protein KIF23. Gene Ontology annotation, cellular component: nucleus; microtubule; kinesin complex. Gene Ontology annotation, biological process: microtubule-based movement. The transcript is spliced from 15 exons. Lineage: Eukaryota; Metazoa; Arthropoda; Insecta; Hymenoptera; Apidae. Bases 117 to 2771 code for a protein of 884 amino acids. Gene Ontology annotation, molecular function: ATP binding; ATP hydrolysis activity; microtubule binding. The record is from RefSeq and is a predicted model, not a curated record.